Messenger RNA from Ornithorhynchus anatinus (platypus), 3424 nucleotides. RefSeq names its product coagulation factor VIII associated 1 (gene F8A1). NCBI's taxonomy places the organism in Eukaryota, Metazoa, Chordata, Mammalia, Monotremata, Ornithorhynchidae. The record is from RefSeq and is a predicted model, not a curated record. Bases 13 to 1065 code for a protein of 350 amino acids. Gene Ontology annotation, biological process: vesicle cytoskeletal trafficking. Gene Ontology annotation, cellular component: early endosome. Gene Ontology annotation, molecular function: protein binding. The transcript has a single exon.
GAGCGGGCCAAGAUGGCGUCGGCGGGGUCCGGGUCGGGCCCCUUGGGCGGCGGGGCCCCGGCCGGCGGGGGUCCCGCGUCGGACGGCGGGGACUUCCUGUCCCGCUACCGCCUGGUGUCCAGCAAGCUGAAGAAGCGGUUCCUGCGGAAGCCCAACGUGUCGGAGGCCGGCGAGCAGUUCGGGCAGCUGGGCAAGGAGCUGCGGGCGCAGGACUGCCUGCCCUACGCGGCCUGGUGCCAGCUGGCGGUGGCGCGCUGCCAGCAGAGCCUGUUCCACGGCCCGGGCGAGGCGCUGGCGCUGAGCGAGGCGGGCCGCCUGUUCCUGCGGCAGGAGCGGGAGGCGCGGCUGCGGCUGGCCUGCCCCGCCGCCUGGGGCGAGGCGCUGCAGGCCGCCUGCGGCUGCUACGCGCUGGCCGCCCGCCUGCUGGGGCCCGAGCUGGGCCAGCCGGCCGCCGCCGCCGGGCUGUGCCUGGAGCUGGCCGCCGCCCUCAGGGAGCUGGGCCAGCCCGGGGCCGCCGCCGCCCACUUCCAGCGCGCCGCCGAGCUGCAGCUGCCCCUGCUGCCCCUCGACGCCCUGGGCUCGCUGGGCCAGGCCGCCUCCUGCCAGCUGCUGGCCCGCGACUACGACGGCGCCCUGGGCCUCUUCACCCGCAUGCAGCGGCUGGCCGCCCGCCGGACCCCCGGCCCGGCCCCGGGGGCCUUCCUGGACGUGGCCGCCCGCUGCGAGGUGUCCCGCGUCCUGCUGCUGCUGCUGCUGCAGCCGCCGCCCCCCAAGCUGCUGCCCGAGCACGCCCGCACCCUGGAGCGCUACUGCUGGGAGGCCUGCGACGACGACGACGGGCCCGCCCGGGACGGAGGGGCGGCGGGCGCGGGGGGCGCCCCCGGACCCCUGCCCGAGGGGCUCUUCCUCCUGCUGCAGUCGCUGGUGCUGGCCGCCCACGAGAAGGACGUCGAGGCCGUCAAGGCGCUGCAGGCGGAGCUCUGGCCGCUGCUCAGCGCCGAGCAGAACCACCUGCUGCACCUGGUGCUGCAGGAGAUGAUCGCUCCCUCCGGACGGGGCCUCUGAGGCCCCCGGACCCCCGCCCGGGGGGCCCUUCCUCCGGCCGCGGUCCCCGGUCGCGGCCGCCCGCCAGGAGGACGUCGAGGCGCUGCAGGCGGAGCUCCGGACGCUGCUCAGCGCCGAGCAGAACCACCUUUGCCGCACCUGGUGCUGCAGGAGAUGAUCGCUCCCUCCGGACGGGGCCUCUGAGGCCCCCGGACCCCCGCCCGGGGGGCUCUUCCUCCGGCCGCGGUCCCCGGUCGCGGCCGCCCGCCAGGAGGACGUCGAGGCGCUGCAGGCGGAGCUCCGGACGCUGCUCAGACCCCAGCAGAACCACCUUUGCCGCACCUGGUGCUGCAGGAGAUGAUCGCUCCCUCCGGACGGGGCCUCUGAGGCCCCCGGACCCCCGCCCGGGGGGCCCUUCCUCCGGCCGCGGUCCCCGGUCGCGGCCGCCCGCCAGGAGGACGUCGAGGCGCUGCAGGCGGAGCUCCGGACGCUGCUCAGACCCGAGCAGAACCACCUGCCGCACCUCGUUCUGCAGGAGAUGAUCGCCCCUUCCGGACGGGGCGUUUGAGCGCCCCCCCGUACACCUACUUGACCCCCUCGGGGUCUCCGUUCACCACACCCCACCCUCUAAACCCACGGGUGAGACCCAUCUUGGUCAAGAACCUUUCCCCCCUUCAUCACCUCUAGGGCGAGGAGUCUCCUUCCCUGGAGGCUCUCCUCCGCCCUGCCACCUCAGAACCCGAGAGGGGUGGAAAGGGGCUUGACGGUGGUGCCCCGAGGACAAAGGGGACCGAGCACGGCCUCUUUCCCGUGGACUUUGAGGACCUCCCCUGAAUCGACUCAUCACAUCCUCGCUUUCCCACCCACUCAGGUUCCUUAUGAAAAUACAGAUGUUAAGGCAGCUGAGAAAUCUCAAAAUCAGGUCGGUUGCCGUUGGGCCCAGCCGUCGGUCUGGCCCAGGCAACGCCACGAUAGGGCAGAGGAGCUCUGUGCCCUUCCCCAAAGUGACGGGCACAUUUGGCCAUUCUAUUUGCGGUUCAGUUCUGCAGGUUUUGAAUUUGGUUUGACUCCCCCCCCCCCAAGUGUACGUCCGGCUGAGAACCGUACUGUUCUGGCGUCGGUUCUUGGAGUCUCCAUAACUGUGGAGCAGAGAAGCUUAGGGCCCUUACCAAAAGAACCUUCCUCCUCUGGACACCGACACGAUUGCGUCGGGACCUCCUCUCCCUUGGAGUCGCGCCUCGGACCGCCGGGCCCCUCAUUCCCGGCCGAAUCUUCCUCCUCUGGACGCCACCCUGUGGGCCUGGGACCUCUUCUCCCUCGGAGCUGCGCCUCGGACCGCCGGUCCCCUUAUUCCCGACCGAAUCUCUCUCCUCAGGACGCCGACACGAUCGCGCCGGGACCUCCUCUCCCGUGGAUGGAGCCGCGCCUCGGACCGCCAGGCCCCUUACACCUGGCUGAAUCUUCCUCCUCUGGACGCCGCCACGUGGGCCCGGGACCCCUUGGAGCCGCGCCCCGGACCUGCGGUCCCCUUAUUCCUGCCUGAAUCUCUCUCCUCAGGACGCCGGCGCGGAUGCGCCGGGAUCUCUCUUCCCGAGAAACCCGCGCUCUCAGACUUCAGUGACCUGCCUCCGGGCUCGCGAUCGUCUCCCCACCCCGGACCUCUGCACCCCCACCCGAGGACUCCCGACACCGAGGACCCCCGCCACCGCAUGCCCCGCAGCCUCCAGAACCACGUGUAGCUCCCAGACCUUCCCCCCUCUCUCCCUGACCCUCCUACCUCCAACCCCCCUGGUCUAGCACCCCCUCGAAGCCCGUCCAGGUAGCCAACCCGGACCGUGGGAGACUCUAUUCCCCAUCCUCACCCCCCGGCCAGAGUCGUGGGACGUCGUGCUCUCUCCUCCCCCCGGAGUCAUGGUACAUUGUGCUCCCCUGCUUCCCCCUUCCCCCCCGGGCCGUGGGACAUUGUGGUUCCCAGCUCUCCACCUCCCCGCCCGGAAAGCCAUCCUUUGGGGAGCCCUCACUCCCUCCUCUCCCGUGCUCUGACUAGAGGUGAAUGAUUACCCCCGCCCACCCCCGGACAACAUCGCCCUUCUUCUCCCUGUUAACUUGUAGCACCCGCACCUCCUCACCCCGCCCACGUUGCCCGGUUAUCUACUUACUCCUCUCCCCCUGAGUUUCCUCUCCUCUGACCCCCCAUAACAGCUCCACCCUUCUCCAGAUCGGCCAUCCACAGGGCUCCCUCCGCCGCCUCCGAGACCACGAGCUGCAGGAUUCGCCUUGCCGCCGGCCUUUUGAUUUCGAUCGGGUAGACCCACGGACAAGUCACCAUUGGACCCUGGGCAUCACCCACUUAUUAAUAACAUUAUAUCUUAUUACCUUA